This is a messenger RNA of Penicillium angulare, 957 nucleotides long. RefSeq names its product 3-hydroxyacyl-CoA dehydrogenase family protein. Gene Ontology annotation, molecular function: NAD+ binding; oxidoreductase activity, acting on the CH-OH group of donors, NAD or NADP as acceptor. The record is from RefSeq and is a predicted model, not a curated record. Bases 1 to 957 code for a protein of 318 amino acids. Gene Ontology annotation, biological process: fatty acid metabolic process. The transcript has a single exon. Lineage: Eukaryota; Fungi; Ascomycota; Eurotiomycetes; Eurotiales; Aspergillaceae.
AUGAUCCCAGCACCCAAAGCACCCUCAUCCCCUUCGUUUCAGUUUCCUUGCAUUCAACUCAAUUUCGUUCCAUCCUCCUCGCCAUUCAUCAAAACAACCAGCAUGCCUACCCCAUGGACCACACCCGACACCAGCACCCGACCCAUCGCCAUAAUCGGCGCCGGAGUAAUGGGCCGCCGCAUCGCCAUGAUGUGGGUAGCAGCGGGAUACUCCGUGAUACUCUGUGAGAGAUCCACCAACUACGACGGUGCCCUGGACUACAUUAAGAGCAAUCAAGACAAGCAAGCCGAGCAAAUGGGCACAAAGCCCGCACCUGUACAAAUAACCGCAUCUCUUCCCGAAGCAUGCAGCCAAGCCUGGAUGGUCAUCGAAGCUGUUCCAGAGAAAACAGAAAUGAAAGUCGACAUCCUAGGCGCCAUUGAUGAGGUAGCACCGCCCGACUGCGUGGUAACCACCAACUCAUCUUCUCUACGCUCAAGCCAGAUGCUUGUAAAGACAAAGCAUAACUACCGCAUCUGUAACGGGCACUACUAUAUGCCGCCCGAGCAGACUUACUAUGAGGUUAUGUCUUGUGGAGAGACGGAUGAAGCGAUCCCGCCGUUUUUAAUAGAGAAGGCGCAGUCGGCAGGAUUUCGGCCUGUUCAUGCACGCAAGGAGUCCACGGGAUUAGUGUUCAAUCGAAUCUGGGCGGCGAUUAAGCGGGAGUGCUUGCUUGUUAUGGCAGAUGGGGUUAGUGAUGGAACUACCAUUGAUGAGAUGUUUAAGUCUUGGUUUCAGGCUGGUAAGGGGCCUUGUCAGAUGAUGGAUACCGUUGGAUUGGACACUGUUUACGAUAUUGAGGUUGUUUAUCAGCAGCAGCUUAAGCUUAAUGACCGCAGGGCGAUGGAUUGGCUGAAGAGUAACUAUAUUGAUAAAGGGAAUUUGGGAGCGAAGGCUGGUGUGGGGUUGUUGGGAUAA